AUGACCACAACACCCCCCACGCACGCGACACUGCCCUCUGGCGAUAAAAUCCCACUCAUCGGCCUUGGCUGCUGGCAGAGUGAGCCGGAAGCUUUGAGUCAAGCCGUAGCACAUGCCAUCAAAGCUGGGUAUAGACACAUCGACGGUGCGACAAUCUACGGGAACGAAAAAGCGCUUGGUGAGGGGAUCAUACAGUCUGGAGUGGAACGGAGAGAUAUCUGGGUCACAACAAAGCUCUGGAACGACGUGAUGGAAGCUUGCAAGAGAUCUUUAGACUUGCUCGGAUUGGAUUACAUCGAUUUGUGGCUUAUGCACUACCCCGCCGCAACGGAUACCAAUGGCGAUACGAUAACUGUCGUUGAAAUUCCCUAUACCGAGACUUGGAAGGCAAUGGAGGCUUGCGUAGACGCAGGACUACUCCAAAAUCGAGCUGGAGAAUCUCUGGUACAACUGCCGAAUCAGACCAGCCGUUCACCAAAUCGAAAGACACCCAUACCUCCCUCAAAACGCUUUCAUGAAAUACCACAAAGAGGGAACACCAACCCGUCCUUCGCGGAUCGAGACCCUCUCCCACCUAUCCAGAAGAACCCUGCGGUCCAAGCUCUUGCUGAAAAGUAUGGCAUCUCCCCCGCCAACGUGCUGAUCAGUCUCCAAUUGAGCUCACUCCCUCUAGGAUCGAGGAGAACCUACAUGCCAUACAGCUUUCUCCCCAGGACAUCAAGUCUAUUUCCGACGCUACACAAGGUCAACGAGCAAGAUACUGCGACUUUAGCGAUAUCAUACUACGCUGGACUUGAUGAUAGCGAUUAA
This is a messenger RNA of Kwoniella shivajii, 810 nucleotides long. RefSeq lists its product as uncharacterized. NCBI's taxonomy places the organism in Eukaryota, Fungi, Basidiomycota, Tremellomycetes, Tremellales, Cryptococcaceae. Gene Ontology annotation, cellular component: cytosol. Gene Ontology annotation, molecular function: aldose reductase (NADPH) activity. The transcript is spliced from 6 exons. The coding region runs from base 1 to 810 and encodes 269 amino acids. The record is from RefSeq and is a predicted model, not a curated record.